Messenger RNA from Wallemia ichthyophaga EXF-994, 1047 nucleotides. Its product is annotated as Single-stranded TG1-3 DNA-binding protein. The record is from RefSeq and is a predicted model, not a curated record. NCBI's taxonomy places the organism in Eukaryota, Fungi, Basidiomycota, Wallemiomycetes, Wallemiales, Wallemiaceae. The coding region runs from base 1 to 1047 and encodes 348 amino acids. Gene Ontology annotation, molecular function: mRNA binding. Gene Ontology annotation, cellular component: cytosol. The transcript is spliced from 2 exons.
AUGUCGCAAGCACCACCAGUUGAAACGCAUGCAGCACAAGCAGUUGAAGCUCACCAACCAGCUGAAGCUGCCGUAUUACCAACCUUAAAGGUAUUCGUUGGAAACCUUCCUUUCUCCGUUAAGGAUGAUGGUUUGAAGGAUUUGUGCAAAGAGCACGGUGAAAUCACUGAUGCUCAAAUUAUUCGCUUCGGUUCACGCUCAAAGGGAUUCGGUUUCGUUGAUUACGCAACAAAGGAACAAGCAGAAACCGCUGUAAAGGCUCUCAACGGUCAAGAUUAUCAGGGCAGAAACAUCGUCGUUGAAAUCGCUAGACCAAAGGAACCAAAGCCAGAGCGUAGCCAAAGGAUUGAUGACUCAGCCGCUCCUGGUGAGGAAGAUGGUUCUGAUAAGCCAAAGUCAAGAAAACCAAGAAAGCAACAAAAGAAGAAGCAGCAACAGAAGAAGGCUGCUGCUGCUGCUGCUGCUGAGAACAACGACGAAGCUGGCGUUGAGCAAGUCGAUUCUACUCCCGCCCAAUCAGAUGCUCAGCAACCAAAGUCAGAGGAGGAGAACAGCAGUGAGAAGAAGGCUGGCAACAAAAAGAGAUCUCAAAGAAAGCGCCAAGCAUCUCGCCAAUCAGCUAAGCCUCUGGGUGAACCAUUGGCGGAUUCUGUCUUUGUUGACAACCUUCCAUUCAGACACUACCAAGGUGACGAUCAACCAAAGAUUCCAUUCAGAGAUCAGCAAUUGAGGGAAUUGUUUGAGAGUAAAGGUUUGGAGGUUGACCAAGUCAGAGUGGUGAACAGAUCCAACCCAUUGACCAAGCGUUCAAGAGGUUUAGGAUUCGUUCAACUAAAGAAGAGCACUGAUCAAGAGAAAGCAAUCAAUGAAUUAAAUGGCUCUGUUGUUGGUAGAAGAACUAUCACCGUAAAGGUUGCGAAACAACGUCUUGACGGUGAAAACAAAGAAGACACCAACCAAAGCAACGAGAACAACGAGCAGAAAGAACAGCCUCCUGCUAAAGACGCAUCUGCUCCUACAACUGAAUCUAACGAGAAGAAGGACUAA